Miscanthus lutarioriparius is the source of this 855-nucleotide messenger RNA. NCBI's taxonomy places the organism in Eukaryota, Viridiplantae, Streptophyta, Magnoliopsida, Poales, Poaceae. The record is from the annotation of a GenBank genome assembly.
AUGGUGUGCUACGACGGCGGGUACGCGGUGCACAUGGUGUUCGACGGCAGCAAGCUAGGGAUCGAGCCGCAGGCCGUCCAGAUCACCCCCGCUGUCUUCGACGACAGCAAGCUGGGGAUCGAGCCGUACGCCGUCAAGAUCACCCCCGCCGGCGACCUCCUCGUGCUGACUCCAUCAACAGCAACAUCUACAGGGUCCAGCUGCCGCUGUCACCAUGUGGAGUUACAAGUGUUUCGUAAGGAAUUGGAUAGAUCUGAAAGUUUUACUGUGUCAAUACCUGCACACACUGGUGGUGCAAUGCCUGCAUCUAGCUAUUUAGAUCAAAGCUUGACAGAAGAGAAGCAUCCUGAAUCUUGGAGCUCUUCACAGCAAGUGAUCUUUGACACAGAAGGUACCAGCUCCAGUGAGUCAUCCUUGCUUGGAACGGUUGCUUCUGAAAUGAAGCUUGAGGAACUGAACCAGAAAUCUGAAAGAUGUGAACCCGCUGUAGAAAAGGCUACUGUGGAACUGGAGCAUGGUAUAGACUGUGGUCAAGCUCCAGACCAAAAGUGUGAUCAUGCCCCAGCGAAAGCUGCAAAGGCUCCAAGCAAGUGCAGGGAGGCAGAUGAAACUGCAGAUACAAAUAAGGAAGCUUUUGGGUCUAGGCCUGGCAGUAUGAAGAAAACCAGGAGGAGGUUACAGCCAGCUGCAGCUAUGUUGCUUAGGGAAUUCACUGGAACUGACAUUGAUGCGGAUAACGAAAUGGAAGAAAGAUGCAGGUCAUCAUCCAGAUCUAGGGUGCCAACCGGGAGAUCAGAUGCACUUGUGCAACUUCUGAUGAAAGGCCAUCUAGGCGGUCCAGUCCGUAGAGCAUAG